UCAGCUCGCCGGUCAUGCAGCACUACGGGGUGAACGGCUACUCUCUCCACGCCAUGAAUUCACUGAGCGCCAUGUACAACCUCCACCAGCAGGCGGCGCAACAGGCCCAGCACGCACCUGACUACAGGCCCUCAGUGCAUGCACUCACUCUUGCAGAGAGACUGGCUGGCUGCACAUUUCAAGACAUUAUCCUUGAGGCCCGGUAUGGCUCCCAGCACCGAAAGCAGCGGCGCAGUCGGACAGCCUUCACCGCCCAGCAGCUGGAGGCCCUGGAGAAAACCUUCCAGAAGACCCACUAUCCUGAUGUGGUGAUGCGUGAGCGUCUGGCCAUGUGCACGAACCUGCCCGAAGCACGUGUCCAGGUCUGGUUCAAGAACCGCCGGGCCAAGUUUCGUAAGAAGCAGCGCAGCCUGCAGAAGGAGCAGCUCCAAAAACAGAAAGAAGCAUCCGGAGCUGCAGAGGGCUCUACUGAAGACUCCAAGACUGACCUCACCGCCACCACCUUGGUUCCCGAGGCCCGCACUCCUCCUCCUCCCUCCUCUGCUUCAUCCUGUCACUCAGAGACCGAGAGGCUGGCAGCAGCACAGCCUCAGCCUGGAGAGAUGAGCGUGGAAGUCAACGUCACCUCUCCUGAGCCGUCGGACAGCGAGUCAGCAGCAGACGAUAAUGCUGACAGAGAGGAGGACGAAAUGAGAGGGGAGAUGAGGGUGAAGAUCAGGGAGGAGACGCAGGGGGAGGUGGGAGCGCAGCCAGGGAGCAGCUCCCCGUCCUGCAAACGACUCAGCCCCACAUCAGACUCUCCCCUGAGCUCCCCCGCCUUGCCGUCCUCCAGCAGUGUGACUGGCGGUUUGGCCCAGAGCAACUCCUACGCCUCGUCUCCCCUCAGCCUCUUCAGGCUGCAGGAGCAGUUUCGGCAGCACAUGGCCGCCACCAACAACCUGGUGCACUACCCGUCCUUCGACAUGAGCACGCCGUCCUCUUUGCCCUACCUGGGCAUGAACGUCAACAUGCCAUCACCACUGGGCUCGCUGCCCUGCCAGUCCUACUACCAGACCCUGUCCCAGGCCCAGCAGGUAUGGAACAGCCCACUGCUGCAGGCGACGCCAGGCAGCCUCCCGGGUAGCCUCAACAGCAAGACCACCAGCAUUGAGAACCUCCGUCUGAGGGCCAAGCAGCACGCAGCCUCGCUGGGAUUGGACACGCUCCCCAACUGAAGCUGGAGCUGCUCAGUCUACGUGGUUGCCCUCUGCUCAGGGCCAUAGCUAAUUAUGGACCCAGUCCACAGGAGGGGACUCUGGGCCCCACUCCACUUUCCUCCUGACCUCUCAACACCCUCAAACAACUACAUAUAUCCAUCCACAACUCCAAACACCCAUUAGAUAUAUCCCCAAUUUAAACUUCAGCUUUUUGGCUGCUACCCAAUCUGUUCAAAAUCUUCCCAAAUUUCAAAUUUGUGUGCUUGUUUCAGUUCAUUCCACAUAAUUCUUCUGAACAGAUGCUGAGGAUGUUUUGUUCGCAGUUUUCUACAUUUUAGAUAACCCCAAUUUGAAAACCAGAGCAGUGUUACAUACAGCAGAAACAAAAUAUUUUUAGACAAACUUGAGGAGCACACUAUGUGUUUUAGAGCAGGCACUUUAAGGGUCCUCCCUCAGCUUGCGGCCCUGGGUCUCAGUUUCAAAACACCAUUUCCCCUCCACUACAUUCCCUGGCCUCCACCUCAGUGUCAUCACAUGAGCAUGUAGCUCACUGCUGAAAGCACAGGGAGACGUGAAGAACAUCUCUGCUGGAUAAAAAAAAAAGUACUCAAUGGACUUUAAAAAAUGAAAGAAAAAUCCAACUGGACUGCAGAUGUGUCUGAACAGUACUGUUUGCCUGUGGAUCUUGCUUGUAUUUGACUCCUCCUGGUUAACAGCAUUAGCCACUUCUCCUAAUGCUAACUGCUCACUACGAUUUGAACCUCCUCUGUGAAGUCAGGGCAGAAAAUCUUGAACCACAGAGUUGCCAGUCUGAGAUAUUAAGAUAUUCUAUAAUCAUCACAAGAACCCAUAAACAUGAACUAUGCAUGCAAGCACCCCUCUGAAGCAUGGCUUACAGCCGUGUAAAACACACCUGUCAUGGCGCUGGCAUUAGAAUGAAGUCACAUAAGAUCUGAAAUAAGAAAUAAAGCUCAGAUCGGUCAAUAUAAUCUCCCAGCCACAAUGUUUUAAUGUAGAUGACACAUGACUUCCCUUGUUUAAAGUUAUGGCACUCAGCUCAGCCUGCAAGAAUCUAUUGAGCAUUGUAAAUAUCCCUCAGUGUUCAUCUCCAUCUGCCUGGUUAAAGAGGAAACAUUCAAUUUAUUUUUCAAUUGUGGCUACAAGCAAAGGACCUACAGCAGAAACGAAAUAAGGGGGAGAAUCUGUGGAGGAGGCACAGUGACAAAUAAAUACAAACCCUGAUAUAUAUUUUCAGAGUCACCACUUUUGCUGAGCCAGUGGCUUCAGCAGAAAGAUGCACAGGCAAAGUCUCUAUGUAUUAUAUCACUGUAGAUUCAAGACAUGUAUUUCUCAAUUGUUUUAAAUGUGAGUAAUUUAUCUGUUUAAUGCAAGGGAAUAAAUCACACAUAAGAAUGA
This is a messenger RNA of Thunnus maccoyii (southern bluefin tuna), 2612 nucleotides long. RefSeq names its product diencephalon/mesencephalon homeobox protein 1-A-like. Gene Ontology annotation, biological process: regulation of transcription by RNA polymerase II. The transcript is spliced from 4 exons. NCBI's taxonomy places the organism in Eukaryota, Metazoa, Chordata, Actinopteri, Scombriformes, Scombridae. The record is from RefSeq and is a predicted model, not a curated record. The coding region runs from base 15 to 1214 and encodes 399 amino acids. Gene Ontology annotation, molecular function: RNA polymerase II transcription regulatory region sequence-specific DNA binding; DNA-binding transcription factor activity, RNA polymerase II-specific.